This is a messenger RNA of Talpa occidentalis (Iberian mole), 5890 nucleotides long. It is a transcript of the gene IRS1, whose product is annotated as insulin receptor substrate 1. The transcript is spliced from 2 exons. Gene Ontology annotation, molecular function: phosphatidylinositol 3-kinase binding; insulin receptor binding. Bases 974 to 4675 code for a protein of 1233 amino acids. The record is from RefSeq and is a predicted model, not a curated record. Gene Ontology annotation, cellular component: cytosol; plasma membrane. Gene Ontology annotation, biological process: insulin receptor signaling pathway. Lineage: Eukaryota; Metazoa; Chordata; Mammalia; Eulipotyphla; Talpidae.
CGCGGCCGGAGGGGCCGGCGCGCCGAGCCAGACGCCGCCGCUUGUUUUGGUUGGGGCUCUCGGCAACUCUCCGAGGAGGCGGCGGGAGGAGGGGAGCGAAGUAACUGCGGCGGCCGCGCCUCCCGGGCAGAGGCGUCUCCCCCGCCCCUUCCCAAGCCUCCCCCGCGCCGCCCGGCCCGUCCCCUCCCUGCGCCCCGCCGGCCGGAGCGCGCGCAGGGAUGAGCUCGGCGCCCCGGCCGGCCCCCGCGCCCCCGGCCGCCCGGUAGCCUCCGGCGUGGACCAGCCCCCCGCUCCGUCGCCCAGAUGGGCCCGACCCGGGCUGCAGAGGACGCGUCCGCGGGCGGCGCCAGCCCCGGCAGCAACAGCCGCAGCGCCGCGGUCUCCGCGCUUGAGCUGGUAUUUGGGCGGCUGGUGGCGGCGGCGACGGUGGGGGAGGGCGGGAGGAGGCGGAGAGGAGGAGGGAGAACCCCGUGCAACGUUGGGACUUGGCAGCUCGCCUCCCCCUGCCCAAGGAUAUUUAAUUUGCCUCGGGAAUCGCUACUUCCAGAGGGGAACUCGGAGCGAAGGCGCGCGCGCUGCAGGGACGGCGCGGGGACUCCGAGGCGCCGCCGCCCGCCCGCGCCGGACUCCAGCCCCCGGCGGCGAGAGAUGCUGCUUCGCCCCUUCGCGGCCGCGGCGGCUGAGCGGACUCUGGGCUCGCGGAGGAUCCGGGCUGCGCUCCCGCCGGACGCCCGGCCUGGCCCCCGGGCAUGAGACGCCCGUGAACUCGGGUCGGGGCUCUCUGCCGGGCGCGGCGGCCGCGUCCCCCGUGGACGGCCCCUCCUCGGCGCGGGGGGCGGCGCGGAUCUUGGGGUCCGGGUUUCUGCCGCCUCCAGCCCGGUUUGCAUGUGCGGGGCCGCGGCGCGGAGCCUCCGCCCCCCACCCGCUUGUUUUUCGGCGCCUCCCUCUGCUCGGCCGUGGCGGCGUCGGCAGCAUGGCGAGCCCUCCGGAGACCGACGGCUUCUCGGACGUGCGCAAAGUGGGCUACCUGCGCAAGCCCAAGAGCAUGCACAAGCGCUUCUUCGUGCUGCGGGCGGCCAGCGAGACGGGGGGCCCCGCGCGCCUCGAGUACUACGAGAACGAGAAGAAGUGGCGGCACAAGUCGAGCGCCCCCAAACGCUCGAUCCCCCUCGAGAGCUGCUUCAACAUCAACAAGCGGGCUGACUCCAAGAACAAGCACCUGGUGGCCCUCUACACCCGGGACGAGCACUUCGCCAUCGCGGCGGACAGCGAGGCCGAGCAGGACAGCUGGUACCAGGCCCUGCUGCAGCUGCACAACCGUGCCAAGGGCCACCACGACGGGGCCUCGGCGUCGGGGGCCGGCGGCGUCGGGGGCGGCAGCUGCAGUGGCAGCUCCGGCCUCGGGGAGGCCGGGGAGGACUUGAGCUACGGGGACGUGCCCCCGGGGCCCGCGUUCAAGGAGGUCUGGCAGGUGAUCCUGAAGCCCAAGGGCCUGGGGCAGACAAAGAACCUGAUUGGCAUCUACCGACUCUGCCUGACCAGCAAGACCAUCAGCUUCGUGAAGCUGAACUCGGAGGCGGCAGCCGUGGUGCUGCAGCUGAUGAACAUCAGGCGCUGCGGCCACUCUGAGAACUUCUUCUUCAUCGAGGUGGGCCGCUCCGCCGUGACGGGGCCCGGGGAGUUCUGGAUGCAGGUGGAUGACUCCGUGGUGGCCCAGAACAUGCACGAGACCAUCCUGGAGGCCAUGCGCGCCAUGAGCGAUGAGUUCCGCCCGCGAAGCAAGAGCCAGUCCUCGUCCAACUGCUCCAACCCCAUCAGCGUCCCCCUGCGCCGGCACCACCUCAACAACCCGCCGCCCAGCCAGGUGGGGCUCACGCGCCGCUCGCGCACCGAGAGCAUCACCGCCACGUCCCCCGCCAGCCUGGUGGGCGGGAAGCAGGGCUCCUUUCGCGUGCGGGCCUCCAGCGACGGCGAGGGCACCAUGUCCCGCCCGGCCUCCGUGGACGGCAGCCCCGUGAGUCCCAGCACCAACCGCACCCACGCCCACCGCCAUCGGGGCAGCUCCCGGCUGCACCCGCCGCUCAACCACAGCCGCUCCAUCCCCAUGCCCUCCUCCCGCUGCUCGCCCUCUGCCACCAGCCCGGUCAGCCUGUCCUCCAGCAGCACCAGCGGCCACGGCUCCACCUCCGACUGCCUCUUCCCGCGGCGGUCCAGCGCGUCCGUGUCCGGGUCCCCCAGCGACGGGGGCUUCAUCUCCUCCGACGAGUACGGCUCCAGCCCCUGCGAUUUCCGCAGUUCUUUCCGCAGCGUCACCCCGGAUUCGCUGGGCCACACCCCACCCGCCCGGGGCGAGGAGGAGCUGAGCAACUACAUCUGCAUGGGCGGCAAGGGCCCUUCCACUCUGGCCGCCCCCAAUGGCCACUACAUUCUGCCUCGAGGUGGCAACGGCCACCGCUACACCCCAGGAGCCAGCUUGGGCCUGAGCCCAGCCCUGGCUGGGGAGGAGGCCGCCAGCGCUGCAGAUCUGGAUAACCGGUUCCGAAAGCGGACUCACUCUGCGGGCACCUCCCCUACCAUCUCCCACCAGAAGACCCCGUCCCAGUCCUCGGUGGCCUCCAUUGAGGAAUAUACAGAGAUGAUGCCCGCCUACCCACCGGGAGGGGGCAGUGGCGGCCGACUGCCCGGCUACCGGCACUCAGCCUUUGUGCCCACCCACUCCUACCCCGAGGAGGCUCUGGAGAUGCACCCCAUGGAGCGGCGCGGGGGCCAUCACCGCCCCGACGCCUCCGCCCUCCACACUGAUGAUGGCUACAUGCCCAUGUCCCCAGGGGUGGCUCCCGUGCCCAGCGGCCGGAAGGGCAGUGGGGACUACAUGCCCAUGAGCCCCAAGAGCGUGUCUGCCCCGCAGCAGAUCAUCAACCCCAUCCGGCGCCAUCCCCAGAGGGUGGACCCCAAUGGCUACAUGAUGAUGUCCCCGAGUGGCAGCUGCUCUCCCGACAUUGGAGGUGGGCCCAGCAACAGCAACGCUGCCCCUUCUGGGAGCAGCUGUGGCAAGCUAUGGACAAAUGGGGUAGGGGGCCACCACUCCCAUGCCCUGCCGCACCCCAAACUACCUGUGGAGAGCAGUGGUAGCAAGCUCUUGUCGUGCACAGGUGACUACAUGAACAUGUCACCGGUGGGGGACUCCAACACCAGCAGCCCCUCCGAUUGCUACUAUGGCCCCGAAGACCCCCAGCACAAGCCAGUCCUCUCCUACUACUCAUUGCCAAGGUCCUUUAAGCACACCCAGCGCCCCGGGGAGCUGGAGGAGGGCGCCCGACACCAGCACCUCCGUCUCUCCUCCAGCUCCGGCCGGCUCCUCUGUGCUGCAGCCGCGGAAGAUUCCUCCUCCUCCACCAGCAGCGAUAGUCUGGGCGGGGGUUACUGUGGGGUGCGGCCGGAGUCGGGCCUCCCGCAUCUCCACCAUCAGGUCCUGCAGCCCCACCUGCCCCAAAAGGUGGACACAGCUGCCCAGACCCACAGCCGCCUGACUCGGCCCACGAGGCUGUCCCUGGGGGAUCCUAAGGCCAGCACCUUGCCCCGGGCUCGCGAGCAGCAGCCACCGCCACCCCUGCUGCACCCUCCAGAGCCCAAGAGCCCAGGGGAGUACGUGAAUAUCGAAUUUGGGAGUGAUCAGCCGGGUUACCUAUCAGGCCCUAUGGCCCCCCACAGCUCGCCUUCUGUCAGGUGUGCCUCCCAGCUCCAGCCAGCACCCCGGGAGGAGGAGACUGGCACGGAAGAGUACAUGAACAUGGACCUGGGGCCGGGCCGGAGGGCCGCCUGGCAGGAGAGCCCUGGGGUGCAGGCCGGCACAGCGGGUCCCGCACCCCCCGGGGCUGCUAGCAUGUGUAGGCCCACCCGGGCAGUGCCCAGCAGCCGGGGGGACUACAUGACCAUGCAGAUGGGCUGCUCCCGGCAGAGCUACGUGGACACCUCGCCAGUUGCCCCGGUCAGCUACGCUGACAUGCGGACAGGCGUUGUUGUGGAGGAGGCCAGCCUUCCGGGGGCGACAGCGGCCGCCCCCUCCUCGUCCUCAGCGGCCUCUACUUCUCCCACUGCACCUCCAGGAGCUGGGGAGCUGGCAGCCCACUCUUCCCUGCUGGGGGGCCCUCAGGGACCUGCGGGCCUGAGCGCCUUCACCCGGGUGAGCCUCAGUCCCAACCGCAACCAGAGUGCCAAAGUGAUCCGUGCGGACCCACAAGGGUGCAGGAGGCGGCACAGCUCCGAGACCUUCUCCUCCACACCCAGUGCCACCCGGCCCUUCGGAGGAGGGGCCGCCGUAGGGGGCAAUGGUGGGGGCAGCAGCAGCACGGAGGAUGUGAAACGCCACAGCUCUGCUUCCUUUGAGAACGUGUGGCUGCGGCCUGGGGAGCUUGGGGGAGCCCCCAAGGAGCCGGCCCAAGUGUGUGGGGCUGCUGGGGGUUUGGAGAAUGGUCUUAACUACAUAGACCUGGACUUGGUCAAGGACUUCAAACAAUGCCCGCAGGAGUGUCCCCCGCAAGUGCAGCCUCCCCCAGCUUUGCCCCCUCAUCAGCCUCUGGGCAGCAGUGAGAGCAGCUCCACCAGCCACUCCAGUGAGGAUUUAAGCGCCUAUGCCAGCAUCAGUUUCCAGAAGCAGCCAGAGGACCUCCAGUAGCUGAACUGGACAUCACAGCAGAAUGAAGACCUAAAUGACCUCAGCAAAUCCUCCUUUAACUCAUGGGUACCCAGACUCUAACUAUUUCGUGAUUCACAACCAGGACCUCACAUCUUCCUCCUCAGUAGAUGGUACGAUGUCUCCAUUUCAGUGUGUUUACUUUAUACAAUCCUCAGGAGUUCGUUGACUGAACUGCACUUCUAUAUUGUGCCAAGCAAAAAAAGCACUGUGACACCAGAACAAUGAGUCUGCAUAAACUUCAUCUUCAACCUUAAGGACUUAGCUGGCCACACGGGCGGAUGCAGCCACCACCGCACCGGGAGAGAUUGGGUUUACUCUCAUUGCAUUCACAAGAUACAUUUCAUCUGCUGCUGAAACUGUGUAUGCAAAGCAUCAUUGUAAAUUAUUUCAUAGAAGACUGUGCAAGUUGGGUGGAGAGAGUAUUAAAUAUUUAACAUAGGUUUUGAUUUAUAUGUGUAAUUUUUUAAAUUAAAAUGUAACUUUUCUUACAGCACAUCUUUUUUUGGGAUGUGGAACUGAGGUAUACAAUGUUCUGUUGUAAAGAGUGGAGCAAGUGCUUAAACAAGGCUAAGAAAAGAGUAGCGUAGGGUAUAAUCCUUGUUUUCAGAUUGUAAUUCAGAAAAAUAAUAUAAGAAUCAUAGUGCCAUAGAAGGGUCUCAAUUGUAUAGUUAUAUUUGCUGGUAUGAUCUCUUGUAAUAUAGCCCUGAUGUUGAGCUGAGAUCCUUAUAAGAAUUAAUCUUCAUUUUGUAUUUUUCCAGUAAGGCAAUAGGCCAUGUUAAUUAAACUGAAGAAGGAAAUAUUCUACUGGGUAUUUUCAAGUGUCAGCUGAAAAUUGGCAAUGGAAUGGAAGCAAAAUUACAAGAAAAGGAAAUCAAAGUCUUCCAUUGUAUAUACUGUAAAGAGAAGGAGACAUGGGUGAUCCCUUCUCAUCAAAAGCUCUCUUUGGAAUGAACAAUGUGGGUGUUUGUAAAUUCUGGAAAUUUCUUUCUAUUCAUAAUAAACUAGAGACUGUGGCUCUUUUUUUCUCCCCCUCCCCCCACGUCUAUAAGCUUCCUGCUCCAUUGCCACCAUUUUUCCUGUGCACGCGUUAGGAUAUUUCAUUUCCUGCAUUGUCUCCAGAAGAUGGAAAGACAAGUGAGCCCUUGUUUUUAAUUUCUAAUCAGAAGUCAAAAUUCUAGAAGGUCUGUUUUUCAU